Molecule: messenger RNA, 2596 nt
Organism: Bursaphelenchus xylophilus (pine wood nematode)
Lineage: Eukaryota; Metazoa; Nematoda; Chromadorea; Rhabditida; Aphelenchoididae
Source: the annotation of a GenBank genome assembly
AUGUCCCGGAUGGACUUAUUGGAAGUUACCCUCUACAAAAUGAAUCAGAUCGGGUAUGUGCUGAGUUAAAUUUGUAGUGGAAUUUUGAGGGUUUUGCCAAGGGAUUUUGGAGAAUUUCAUGGUGUCAGAAAGACGUGUUUUUUCCGAAAAUUCGGGUAAUGCUUUGGAAAAUGUUGGCUAGUUUUUAUAAAUUUUGAGCACAAAGUUUUGCACUGUGCAAAGAAAAGUUGUCAAUUUGGUGUAAAACAAAACUAUUUUUCAGCUCUGCCGAAGUGUCCUCUCUCUCCUACGAAGGCAAAAUCCAGCAGACCUAGUCAAUCGAAGAGAUCGGCUCACUCACGAAAAGCGUUUUUCCAACUGAUUGUCGCAAGAAGUGCAAAUCUUCGGCGACGGGAGCGCAAAUUUACGAAGAAGCAAUUUGGGACGAAAAGACAACGAGGAUGUGCAAAGGGAUCGAAUCCAUCCAUGAAAUGAAUGAUACACCAGUGGAACCCGUGCCGAUCAAACCAAAAAAAAGGCGAGCAAAAAGAAGGAAAGGGAGUAAGUAUUAGUGAUUUUGCUGUAUUUUGCAGAGUGCGGAAGUCUAAAAAAUGUCUGCAUGGUGCGGAUUUUUUUGUUUUUUGCGCGGUGCAAUAGGGAAUUUUUUGCUGUUGCACUGUGCCGUAACCGAUUAAAAUCUUGGAUCGCACAGUGCAGAAGAAAAUUAUCUUUGGCGGUUUUAUAUUUAUUAAAAUUAUAUGUAUAUUUUUACGGUUUAUUAUUUGUUUUUAAGGGCAAUGACGUUGCUUCCGACCAAUCUGACACCUGACUUGGAAGUCGAAGUCGUUUUUCCCGAUUUUUUCCUUGGCGCAAUGGAUCAAUACAAAGCUGAAGAGAAGUGUGAUAGUCUCACUGCGUUUGAAUUCUGCUAUAUGGUCGAUCAAUACACCUGCGUCGAGGUUUUGGAUCCAACUCUGCCUUUGUUUAUUGUUUAUCGGGACAGCUCGGGAUCUUCCUGGUAAGUGUCAUGGGUAAUAUGAAAUAAGGUCUGGGACCAGAGAUUGCCACGGCUCCGGAGCCGGCUCUUGGCUCCGAGCCGGGAGCCAGAGCCGGAAAUUUUGGGUGCGGCUCCGGCUCCCGAGCACAAAAUAUACCCCGGGACUAAAGUUUGGAAUAGGCUAGAUUUUCUUUGCGGCUUGAGAUCGGAGUUUUAUUUCUUUUCUAUUAGAAUCGGAAUAUAUUAAAACCCCAGAAUGGAUGCAUAACCGUAGAAAUCAGAAAGCUCAUAUGAGCAAAAAAACAAAAUUUUUAAAAAUGGGUGGGACAAAAGUUUGGAACAGGGUAGGAAUGCGACCAUAAAUUUCGAGGUACAGUCAAAAACGCCUAGGCUUCGGUUUUUUUAGAUGCUGCGAGGAGUCAGGACUUCAUCGAGAUACAGAUUUUCAUCGAUAAACUCAAAAUGAAAAAAAUUCUUAUUGAGCCAAAAAUGACGAUCAAAUUUGCGAAAAAAAUUAUUUUUGGGUUGGGUUCUCUAUGUUAUUGGGUGUGUAGGCAUUCUAAAAUAUUUAAUAUAGUCGUAUGACCGUACAAAGACACUCAGAUCUUCGCAUAGUGACCUUAUCCGCACAGUAUAAUUUAUGAAAAUUUUGGAUUGCGCUUCGAAUCUUGGUCUAAUGAAUUUUAGACUUUUUGUAAGGCGGCUUGAUGGCUAAUUGGUCUUUUCAUAAUUUUUGCGGGACAAAAAGGUAUCUUCAAGAGGCAAAAACUAACCGCUAUUUGCACCACGAAAGGCCACAACUUCGAAAAACCCGGAUAUAUGAGAUGUUAAGACAACCCAUAUUUUUUACUUUAAUUUUAGGUCGCCGUAUGGCGCAAAACUAAAUGCCUUUAUCCUUUUCACACUGAUAAAGUUUUGUUAGCCAACUCUAAAAUGUAUUAAACUAGGAAUCCAGGUCGAUAUAGACAUUGAUCUUGGUAAUCGAAAAUUUUUUUUAAUUUUUGAAACAUCUGGCUUGGGAUAUUGCAAAUUGCGGUCAUGUUUUGCUUUGUGAAGAAACCUUUUCAUCCCACAAAAACUAUGAAAAGGCCAACUAGCCAUCAAGCCGCCUUACAAAAAGUCUAAAGUUCAUUAGACCAAGAUUCGAAGCGCAAUCCAAGAUUUUCAUAAAUUAUACUGUGCGGUUAAGAUCGUUAUGCGAAGAUCUGAGGUAGGUAGGGAUUUAUUUUGGACAAAAACCGUGACAACGAGGAUGUGCAAAGGGAACGAAUCCAUCCAUGAAAUGAAUGAUAUUCCAGUGGAACCCGUGCCGAUCAAACCAAAAAAAGGCGAGCAAAAAGAAGGAAAGGGAGUAAGUAUUAGUGAUUUUGCUGUAUUUUGCAGAGUGCGGAAGUCUAAGAAAUGUCUGCAUGGUGCGGAUUUUUUUUGUUUUUUGCGCGGUGCAAUAGGGAAUUUUUUGCUGUUGCACUGUUCCGUAACCGAUUAAAAUCUUGGAUCGCACAGUGCAGAAGAAAAUUAUCUUUGGCGGUUUUAUAUUUAUUAAAAUUAUAUGUAUAUUUUUACGGUUUAUUCUUUGUUUUUAAGGGCAAUGCCGUUGCUUCCGACCAAUCUGACACCUGA